AUGAAACUAUAUCGCUACAAGUCAGUACAUCUGAUUGCAUCCAUUGUGGCUGCCUUUUCUCUCAUUGGACUUUCUGAUUCCCUUGUGAUUUCACCGCCUUUUGGCAACCAAGGAAUAUCAAUUGCAUCCAACAACCACCAAAAUGAUGAUUCAGAAGAAAGCCAGCUGAUAAGAAACAACCAACUGUCCCAGAGCCGCCGUAGAAGCGUUCGGAUACGAUCUACAUCAGAGGAUGACAUCUCUGAUGUUGCUCAAAUACUAGCAUCCUCUUUGCUGGAACAAGAAUCCGAUGGAAUCAUGGGUGGCUUCAAGGCACAAAUUGAACUGCUGAAAACCAAAGCAGGCGUCGAAUCAUUGUUGCGAUCGAGAAUACAUGCCAUUGACACUGCCAAAAGGCUUCAAUUUCCACAUUGGGAGUACAGCUCGGAAGAAGUCAGUGAAGCUGUUGGCUUACGGUAUGUUUGGUCCAACAACGAUUCCUUUCGAAAGAAGAUUGAGCAGGCUGCCAAACUAUCCAACGAGCCACACAUUUGGAAGGACCACAACUUUGCCUAUGCCCCAGGCUGUGUCCGGUGGCUUCAGCACAAGAUGUUUACCGCAGUUGACGCUCACAGCGGCGAGAUUGUUGGAUUUUGCGAAGUUGCCAUGCUUUCCAAGCCUUCUGCUUUCGAGGAAGAAUGUGAAAUCGAUGGCGAUGACUAUGCUCCCACCAUUAUGAACCUUGCCACAGCUCCAGAACAUCGACGAAAAGGUAUUGCUACAAGACUAAUGCGCAGUGCGUCACGAUUCGUCCAAAAAGAGUGGAAGGAAUCGACUGAACUUAGCUUGUAUGUCGAACAAGACAACGAACCAGCGAUUGCUUUGUACCAAAACCUUGGAUUUGGAUCACAACAAGCGGUCGAACGCAAUGACAACCAACAAUUCUACAUGGCCAAGCCAUUGGCGAUUCCCAGCUAUGCUUGA
Molecule: messenger RNA, 963 nt
Organism: Cylindrotheca closterium
Lineage: Eukaryota; Bacillariophyta; Bacillariophyceae; Bacillariales; Bacillariaceae
Source: the annotation of a GenBank genome assembly